Messenger RNA from Oncorhynchus masou masou (cherry salmon), 4236 nucleotides. RefSeq names its product nitric oxide synthase, inducible-like. The transcript has 26 exons. Gene Ontology annotation, biological process: nitric oxide biosynthetic process. Gene Ontology annotation, molecular function: heme binding; flavin adenine dinucleotide binding; nitric-oxide synthase activity. The record is from RefSeq and is a predicted model, not a curated record. NCBI's taxonomy places the organism in Eukaryota, Metazoa, Chordata, Actinopteri, Salmoniformes, Salmonidae. The coding region runs from base 60 to 3311 and encodes 1083 amino acids.
AAAACUCCGGAGGAAAAAUUUCAGAGAGGAAUUGAUGCUCACCUCACCUUGAGUUCAAGAUGAAGCUGCUUCAGGAUGAUGAAACCAAACUGUCUCACCAGACUAAACCAAAUAAGUGGGAAACGAGAGCCAUCAGGUGUCCGUUUUCUAUACCCGUGCGUAACGUGAAGGAUGGCUCAAGUCUCAAGGACAUGCUGCACCACCAGGCAGUCAAGAACCAACCAUGCACAUCAAAAGUUUGUGAAGGUUCUGUCAUGACUCCGAAGGCUCUAGUGCGCGGUCCCAAAGUUUCUACUCUUGAAAUCCUACCUCAGGCUAUUGACCUAAUCAACCAAUACUACAAGUCCUUCAAAAUCCCCAAAAUUGAACACCACCUCGCCAGAUUGGAGGAAAUUACUAUGGAGAUAGAUUCCACAGGAACCUAUCAAUUGACUGUUGAGGAAUUAGCGUUUGGUGCUCGGCAAGCAUGGAGGAACGCCCCAAGAUGCAUCGGCAGGAUUCAGUGGUCCAAUUUACAACUGUUUGAUGCCAGAAAGUGCAAGACUACUCAGGAAAUGUUCCAGUUUCUGUGCGAACACUUACAGUUUGCCACAAAUGGAGGAAACCUAAGGUCUGCGAUUACCGUCUUUCCUCCGAGAAAGGAAGACGGGCAUGAUUUCCGGGUGUGGAACAGCCAGUUGUUGAAGUAUGCAGGUUACCAGAUGCCUGAUGGCAGUAUCCAGGGAGACCCAUCCAGUGUAGAAUUCACUACGAUCUGUAUCCAGCUUGGAUGGAAACCUCCAUACGGCCUCUUCGAUGUGUUGCCACUAGUCCUGCAGGUCAACGGGGAGGACCCAGACCUUUAUGAAAUCCCUCCACACCUGAUCCUGGAGGUUUCCAUGGAACACCCCCAGCAUAAGUGGUUCCAAGACCUAGGACUGAAGUGGUAUGCUCUGCCUGCGGUGUCCAACAUGCUGAUGGAGAUUGGUGGACUUGAAUUCCCAGCCUGUCCCUUUAAUGGCUGGUACAUGGGCACUGAGAUUGGCGUGAGGGAUUUCUGUGACUAUCAGCGUUAUAACAUCUUGGAGGAAGUGGGUCGCAGGAUGGGCCUGGAGACACACAAGCUGUCCUCACUGUGGAAGGACCAGGCCUUGGUGACCAUCAAUGUUGCAGUCAUAUACAGUUUCCAGAAAAACAAGGUAACCAUCACAGACCACCACUCUGCAGCCGAGUCCUUCAUGAAGCACUUGGAGACAGAGUUCCGGCUGCGCGGCGGCUGCCCUGCAGACUGGGCCUGGCUGGUUCCUCCCAUGUCUGGCUCUCUCACCCCCAUCUUCCACCAGGAGAUGGUCAACUACAUCCUCUCUCCCUUCUUCUACUACCAGCCUGACCCCUGGAUGACCCAUGUCUGGAGAAAUGGAGAGAUGUGCCUGAAGAAGCAACAGAUCAGCUUCAAAGCGGUGGCCAGGGCGGCGCUCUUUACUUCCACCCUCAUGAGCAGAGUGCUGGCUAAAAGGGUGCGUUGCACUGUUCUGUACGCUACUGAAACAGGGAAAUCACAGACAUUGGCCCAGAGACUGAACUCCAUGCUAAACGGUGCCUUCAACUCCAGGUUGCUCUGUAUGGAGGACUAUAACUUCAAUGACAUGGAACAGGAGAGCCUUCUGGUUGUGGUAGCUAGCACCUUUGGGAAUGGAGACUCCCCUGGAAAUGGAGAGAGUUUUAAGAAACAGCUUUUCUCCUUGCAGUAUCUCAGGAACAAGUUAAGGUACUGUGUGUUUGGGCUGGGCUCGAGGAUGUACCCACAGUUCUGUGCAUUCGCCCAUGCUGUGGAUGCCAAGCUGGAGGAGCUGGGGGCAGAGCGGGUGACGCCCACUGGAGAGGGGGAUGAACUGAAUGGACAGGAGGAGUCCUUCUCUGCCUGGGCUCUCACCGCUCUCAAGGAUGCUUAUAAGGAGUUCAACAUCCAGGGACAGCUGAGUCUGCAGCUCCCUGGGGCAGAGCGAUUCUGCGAGGCCUGGGACCCACUGAGACACCGCGUAGCAGUGGAGAGCUGCCCCCAGGACCGCAUCACAGCACUUUCAGCCAUUCACUCUAAAACUGUCUUCCCUAUGAAACUGAAGAGCAAACAUAAUCUACAGAGCCCCCAUUCAAGCCGGUCCACCAUUUUGGUGGAGUUGGAGAGGGAGAGAAGUGCAGAGGUCAUGAACUUUGCUCCAGGAGACCAUGUUGGUGUUUUCCCAGGGAAUCUCCCUCAACUGGUGGCUGGCAUCCUAAAGUUCCUUCCCGAUACGCCCCCAACAAACCAGUGCCUACGACUGGAAUACCGUUCUGACACCUGCCGAGAUGAUGAGAAAAACUGGCAGACUGUUGGACGCAUCCCAGCAUGCCCUUUGUCUCAGGCACUCACCUACUUCCUGGAUGUGACCACGCCCCCCUCUCAGAACCUCCUCCACAAGCUCUCUCAGUUGGCAAAACAGGAAGAGCACCGACAGCGUCUACUGACCUUGGCAAAGGACUCUAAGGAGUACACGACCUGGAAGAUGUUCCGUGUUCCCAACUUCCUGGAAGUCCUGGAGGAGUUCCCGUCUUUAGAACCCUCUGCAGCCUUCCUCCUCAGCCAGCUGCCUCUGCUCAAGCCCCGCCUCUACUCCAUCAGCUCCUCCCCUCAGCUCCACCCCAACGAACUCCAUCUCACUCUGACAGUGCUGAACUAUCACACACAAGAUGGACAGGGUCCUCUUCACCACGGGGUCUGCAGCACCUGGCUGGAUACCAUUAAGAAAGGAGACCUGGUACCAUGUUUUAUCUACAGUUCAGGUGGGUUCCACCUCCCAGCAGAGCCCAGCACUCCAGUCAUUCUGGUGGGGGCUGGCAGUGGCAUCGCGCCCUUCCGAAGCUUCUGGCAACAACGGCUACAUGACAUGAAACACCCAGAGUUCUCUGGAAGUCCUAUGAGCCUGGUGUUUGGCUGCCAGAGUUCAGAGACCGACCAUUUAUACAAAGAGGAGACACUGGAGAUGAGAAGGAGAGGGGUCCUGAAGAGUGUUACCAACGCAUAUUCCCGCCAGCCAGGUCUCCCAAAGGUCUAUGUCCAGGAUGUCCUGAGGGAGAGGAUGGCAGAGGAGGUGCUGAGUGUGUUGCACCAGAAGGAGGGUCACUUCUAUGUGUGUGGGGGUGUGAACAUGGCCCAGGGAGUUACUCUAGCAGUACAGGAGAUUCUGAGCAGCCAGCUUGGCAUCACCCUCACCCAGGCAGGAGAAUACCUGACCCAACUAAAGAUCCAGAAGAGGUACCAUGAGGACAUUUUCGGAGCCCAGUUUCAGAAGUGAGGUGGUCGGGUUCUGCUGGCUUCUGGGAAUAAACUCAAUGGACGGAGCAAGAUCUAGACAUAACAUGGAUUUUUUGCUAUUCUUGUGAUGCCCUGUUUUUGUUUUUGGUGAUAGCUUAGGAUUGUCACUUUGGAAAAUGUUUGUAGCUGUUGGUGGUCCCAAGCAUACCACCUAGCCAUCCUUUGGCCCUCUGCCUGAAAAAUGUCACUUUAAGUAUAUUUCAAAGAGAUGAUUAUAACAUUUAUAUUCACAUGAUGAUAUUAAAGAUUGAUUACAGAUGUAUAGGUUUUAAGUCUAUGUAGUGUUUGUACAAUAUAACGGAAUGUGGGAUUGUUGAAUCUGUAUUAUGAAAAUGUUUAAUAUGCUUGUAAUCAGAAUGUGUUUUACAUGUUGUGAACAUUAAUUUAAAAAAAAAUCACAUUACAAAAUCAUUGUAGUCAGAGGUGAUUUUAGCAUGCACUUUUCCACAUUUUGUUACUGUUAUGGGAUUUUUAUGAAUAAUGACUAAAUUAUGUAUACGUUUAGCUUAGAAUUAUAACUAAACAGAAUACUACUCUGUUACUGUAUGAAUGUAUGCAUCUUAUUAUAAUCAUAAUACUGAAAAUAAGGUGUAGUUUUAGUCAAGAAUUAGAACAAGGAUUUUCUAUUCCUUGUUAGAAACUAAUGGAGCUAUCGUCAGACGGGCUGGAAUACUGUGUUCCUUACAGGACAUUCUGUCCUUACCCAGGGAGGGGAGAGACCUUGGGCUUGUAGUAGAUUGUUUAACAGGUGGCAGACAAUGUGAGAAGGCUUGUGAACUAUAUUGCCAUUGUAUCUGAGAGGAGGAGGGACAUUUUUGACAAAAUGUGAGGUAUAUAAACCAAUGUACAUAGUAUUAUGACCACAACAUUCCCGUGAAUAAACAUUUCACUAUUGUACUAUUGUA